GUCCAUGUUCACAUUCUUGUAUGGAUCUUACUGGGACCCUGAACUUCCCCAAGGCUGUGAUGGCCUCUGGGAUCUGUCUGGAAAACCCCUGGAUCUCUUAAGGUCCCUGUUCUGAAGCACCUGUAGUGACUGAAUGCGGGCCAGGGAGGGGAAAUCAAACAGCACAGAGCUAGGGAAAGGUAGUCACCUACUCUGUCUCCAAGUGGUAGGGAUGAGAAGCCAGACCCAGCAAGGCUCAGUAAAGGACUCUGGGGGCUAGACGGCUUUCCCAUGUAUCCAGCCUCCCUGUCCCCUCCAGGAGGAGGAUGUGCCUGAGAAUGGUGAGAAAAUUUACAUCUGGAAGCCACUCAGAAUAAGAGUGUAGACCCAAAGCCUCAAGAGCAGUGGGCCUGCAGGGGAUGUUGUUAAGAGGCUACCAAGCCAGUGUAAGUGCCCCCGCAGGACAUGGGGCAGGGGCAUCAUUUCCUAUCUGUGGGCCAGAGACCAGAUCCAAGAAGCUCUCCUGUUCUUGUCUGGACCAGACAAAGGUGCUCUUCCUCCACUUCUAUGCCAGAGCUUGGUUGCUGUACCUAUAAUCAUUCCAGCUCCCACUGCCACGUCUCAUACCAGUUAAGAGCCCAUUGCUGCUUUGUACAGACUACUUGCCCCAUCCCUCCCAACAUGCCAACAAGGCUCACAGGUGAUGUGCAGCUGUGGCUGGAGGGAGGUCACAGGGCAGAUCAGAUCCAUCUUCACACUGAGAGGCCCCCAUCAGAACAUCCUGUUCCUAGAAGAAUGUUCACUGGCACUUCACCCACUUUUGUACCAAUCUAUAAGCAGAAACAGCAGGAAGAUUACAGACAGGAUGGAUCUUCCUAAUAGGAUUAAGCUUAGACUAUUCCGGAGAAUAUUUGGUAACCCUACUGGACCUAGGUAAGAAAGCUUCCUUUUGGUCACACAAAGCAGAGGUGGAAAGUUGCAAAAAGGUAGAACGUGGGAUCAUUUUCUCUGCCCAGAAGUAUGAGGUCUAGGAGAGGUGGGGAACUGAGAUGGCCUUCAGGAAAACAUGUUGCUUCUUUCCAGGACUAGGGUGAGAGAAAAACCCACACAGAGCCAGUAGGGUAAUCAUAAAGACUUUCUAGUGAAAAGUGAAGCUCAGUGGUUUCUAGUCUUCUCUUUAUUCUCAAGCGCUUUUUAGGCAGAGUAGAGCUUAAACAAACAGGCAACUAACUGGGAGGCAGAAGCCUUGCCUCUAACCUUCCAUCCAGGCUUUUCUCCGUUCUUGUCAGCUUAAGACACUAGUGUGCAGGAGGAGUGCUCAGCAGAGCCUGAGGGGCCGCCAAAUUUGGGUUGCAGGAGAUCAAGUAGGUGGCACCUAGCUGUCUCCAUCCGCCCAAAGGCUCCCUCUGGAGCAGGAUGGCCUGUCUUCAGGCCAUCAUUUGCUCUGCGCUCUGGCCCUCACCGUCGAGAUGUGAACAGCAGAUUCUACUUUCCAACUUAACACAACGUGGAACCACCUCUGUAAGCAGAGCUGCUGGUCCAGCAGGGUCUGCGGUGUACACAGCCCGCUGCUAGGCAACAGAACAGGGCCCGACGCGGCCCUAGUAGGGCCGGGCAAAACUACUCUGGCGUCUGAGGACUGUAUCAUGGAUGAGCUUGGGCUUCACAUGCUCCUACUCUCGCUCUUCUUCUAUGCAUUCGCUAGGCCCUCCACUUAUUCUGAAUGGUUGCUUACAAGCAGAAAGGCACCCAGACUCUGGGAAGCUACUCAUCUGUGAGUCAAAGAACCUGAAUUGGAAGCCCCGACAUUACCGUCCCAGUGAAACUUAGGACUCUUGGUUCCCGGCCUACUCUCCGCCGAGUGGCUCUGGGGGCGGGGCUCACUUCCUCCCCAGACAGCGGCUCCCUCCAGGAUGCCCGAACCCGGGCAAGCCCGGGCACCUGCAGGCCGCUCCUCCUCUAAGUAGGUCCCCUCCCGGAACAGGACCCUCCCUUGAAGGCCGCUCCGGCCCAUGCCAACUCCUACCGGGCUCCAGCAGAUGAGCGCGUCGGUGUCCGGGUCGCUCACGAGGGUCCAUAGCUUGGUUAGGAAGGCCGGGACGUUGCUGGGCCCCGCUGCACCGGGGCCCACAGCCAGAUCCAUCUCGGACGAAGCUGGCGGAGGCUGGGAUGGCGUUCUGGAAGAGUGGCUGGGGGAUGAGCUAAUGUCGUCGCUGUCCCUGCCGUCCGGGCCGCUCAGCCGUCCCCUGCGCACACACAGCAAAGCCUCGCAUGGCCGCAGCCAUCUUGCGACCGGCGCGCUCUCGUUAGGGCUGGACCUGUAUGCCCUGUGCGCAGGCGCCGUGACCUGCCCCGCCCACUUCACUGGCCCUGCCCCUUGGGGGGCCCGCCGCUCUGUACGGCUGCGCAAGAUGGGCUUCACCCCGGCUGCUCACCAAUCAGAGCCUGGUUAGGCGGGGCCUGGCUGAGGGCACACGAGGCGCGCUCGCUGCCGGAAGCGACAGUCUAUCGGUAGCCGGCGCGGCGCAGCAUGGCGGGGGCGUGGGAUAAGCCCCACAUGUCACCGGGAUCGCUGUCAGAGAAGCGGCGUUUGGAACCCGAUCAGGAGCAGCAGCCACAAGAGCCCCCACUUCUCCGCGACUCCGAUUCCAGUCUCUCUGACAGCGAGGAGAGUGUGUUUUCAGGCCUCGAAGAUUCCGGCAGUGAUACCAGUGAGGACGACAGUGAAGGAGUGGAUGGCACCGGUCGUGACAAGGACGACGACGAUAGACCGGCGGAGACCUCUGAGGAGCAGGCCCAGGCAGGCCCCCCUCGUCCAAGGACAGAGGAGAUGGGAGCACUGACCAGAGAUGAGUAUGAAGAGGACACCUCUGAUGAGGAGGACAUUCGGAACACUGUGGGCAAUGUGCCCCUGGCAUGGUACGAUGACUUCCCCCAUGUGGGUUACGACCUGGAUGGCAAACGUAUCUACAAGCCCCUGCGGACACGAGAUGAACUGGACCAGUUUCUGGACAAAAUGGAUGACCCAGAUUUCUGGCGCACUGUGCAGGACAAGAUGACAGGGCGUGACCUGCGGCUGACUGAUGAGCAGGUGGCCCUGGUACAGCGGCUUCAGAGAGGCCAUUUUGGAGAUUUGGGCUUCAACCCCUAUGAGCCAGCUGUGGAUUUCUUCAGUGGUGAUGUCAUGAUCCACCCUGUGACCAACCGCCCAGCUGACAAGCGUAGUUUCAUUCCAUCCCUAAUUGAGAAGGAGAAGGUGUCUCGAUUGGUGCAUGCCAUCAAGAUGGGUUGGAUCAAGCCUCGAAGGCCCCAAGACUCCACCCCUAGCUUCUAUGACCUGUGGGCCCAGGAGGAUCCGAAUGCUGUGUUGGGGCGCCACAAGAUGCAUGUGCCUGCACCCAAGCUGGCCUUGCCUGGCCAUGCUGAGUCUUACAACCCACCUCCCGAGUACCUGCCCACUGAGGAGGAGCGCUUGGCAUGGAUGCAGCAGGAACCUUGUGAGAGGAAGCUUAACUUCCUGCCGCAGAAGUUUCCCAGCCUGAGGACUGUGCCUGCUUAUGGCCGCUUUAUCCAGGAGCGUUUUGAGCGCUGCCUUGACUUGUAUCUGUGCCCACGGCAACGAAAGAUGAGGGUGAAUGUGGAUCCUGAAGACCUCAUCCCCAAGCUCCCUCGGCCAAGAGAUCUUCAGCCUUUCCCCGUGUGCCAGGCUCUUGUCUACAGGGGCCACAGUGACCUUGUCCGCUGCCUCAGUGUCUCCCCAGGGGGCCAGUGGCUGGCUUCAGGUUCGGACGAUGGCUCAUUGAAGCUGUGGGAGGUGGCCACUGCCCGCUGUAUGAAGACUGUGCCUGUUGGGGGUGUGGUGCGGAGCAUUGCCUGGAACCCCAAUCCCACCAUAUGCCUAGUAGCUGCAGCCACGGAUGAUGCCGUGCUGCUUCUGAACCCAGCCCUGGGAGACCGGCUGUUGGUGGGCAGCACAGACCAGCUGCUGGAUGCCUUCUCUCCACCUGAAGAGCCAACGUUGCAGCCAGCCCGCUGGCUAGAGGCCACAGAGGAAGAACGCCAGGGAGGCCUGCGACUGCGUAUCUGCCACAGCAAGCCAGUGACACAGGUGACCUGGCAUGGGCGAGGGGACUACCUGGCUGUGGUGUUGUCUAGUCCCGGACACACUCAGGUGCUGAUCCACCAGCUGAGCAGGAGACGCAGCCAGAGCCCAUUCCGCCGCAGCCAUGGACAGGUACAGUGCGUGGCUUUCCACCCCACCCGGCCCUUCCUGCUGGUGGCCUCUCAGCGCAGCGUCCGCAUUUACCACCUGCUGCGCCAGGAGCUUACCAAGAAGCUGAUGCCCAACUGCAAGUGGGUGUCUAGCCUGGCUGUGCACCCCGCAGGUGACAACAUCAUCUGUGGCAGCUAUGACAGCAAACUGGUGUGGUUUGACCUGGAUCUUUCCACCAAGCCAUACAAAGUGCUGAGGCAUCACAAGAAGGCCUUGCGGGCCGUGGCCUUCCACCCCCGAUACCCACUCUUUGCAUCCGGCUCAGAUGACGGCAGUGUUAUUGUCUGCCAUGGCAUGGUGUACAAGGCAGAGAGAAGACUGCUGGCCUGUACAUAGAGGACCUGAGGCAGGAAGCAGAGGGUCUCUAAGGAGCUGCCAGAAGCAAAGAUCGGGCUUCUCCAGAGUAAGCAUCCAUCCCAGGCCCCAGAGACAGCACAUGGUCAGAGGACCAAGGAAGAGGCAUCAUGAGAAUACUCGGGCAUUACAGGAUGGCCCGACUAUCUAAUGGUAGUGCCCAGAAUACUGGAAAUGGUUAUGCCCAUGUGUCUGCAGAGAUGUAGGGCAAACUUCAAACUGUCUGUUGGAAAUUAGGAAACACCACAAGUAGCAACUCUAAGAGAUACGAAGCCUGGAAAAUGGCUUAGUGAAUAAGGGAACUUUCCACCAAGCCCCAUGAU
Messenger RNA from Peromyscus eremicus (cactus mouse), 4929 nucleotides. RefSeq names its product BOP1 ribosomal biogenesis factor (gene Bop1). Bases 2510 to 4588 code for a protein of 692 amino acids. The transcript has 16 exons. Gene Ontology annotation, biological process: maturation of LSU-rRNA from tricistronic rRNA transcript (SSU-rRNA, 5.8S rRNA, LSU-rRNA); ribosome biogenesis. The record is from RefSeq and is a predicted model, not a curated record. Lineage: Eukaryota; Metazoa; Chordata; Mammalia; Rodentia; Cricetidae. Gene Ontology annotation, cellular component: PeBoW complex; preribosome, large subunit precursor. Gene Ontology annotation, molecular function: ribonucleoprotein complex binding; protein binding.